Molecule: messenger RNA, 1845 nt
Organism: Capra hircus (goat)
Lineage: Eukaryota; Metazoa; Chordata; Mammalia; Artiodactyla; Bovidae
Gene: GSTZ1
Product: glutathione S-transferase zeta 1
Exons: 9
Coding region: 378-926 (182 amino acids)
Biological process (GO): L-phenylalanine catabolic process; glutathione metabolic process
Cellular component (GO): cytoplasm; mitochondrion
Molecular function (GO): glutathione transferase activity; maleylacetoacetate isomerase activity
Source: RefSeq, a predicted model, not a curated record
AGCUAUCAUUUUAGGGCAACCCUUCGUUUCACAGAUGAGGGAGCUGAAGACUAGAGAAGGCAGGGCUCUGUGCCCAGUCACACAGAGCUAGUUCCUGCGCUGGGACCAGCCCCCAGGUCUGCCAGCUCCCAGCCCACUGCACCGCGUCAAAUACUGCUUCAGAACUAUGCCUGCUGUCUGCCCGGCUCCACCGGAAGCAGAAUAGGCUUCCCACAAGUUCAAGAGGCCCUUUCUGACCAGACUCAAAGUUCCCCGAUGCCUGUUUAGCCCAGCUUCCCAUUGGCUGGUAGUAGGAUCCACCCCUUUAGGGUUACUCCCCCUGCCCUGCAGCUCUAUGAGUGGAUGUUCCCUGAGAGGCCAGGGGUCACCACAGCAGCAUGGCUGAAUCGAGCAAGCCCAUCCUGUAUUCCUAUUUCCGAAGCUCCUGCUCAUGGAGAGUUCGAAUCGCUCUGGCCUUGAAAAACAUCGACUAUGAGACAGUAGCCGUCAACCUCACAAAGGAUGGGGGCCAGCAGUUCUCUGAAGAAUUUCAGGCCCUGAAUCCCAUGAAGCAGGUGCCAGCCCUGAAGAUUGAUGGAAUCACCAUCAGCCAGUCCCUGGCCAUCAUCGAGUAUCUGGAGGAGACCCGGCCCACACCGCGACUCCUGCCUCAGGACCCGAAGAAGAGGGCCCAGGUGCGCAUGGUGUCCGACCUCAUCGCCAGCGGCAUCCAGCCCCUGCAGAACCUGUCUGUCCUGAAGCAGGUGGGACAGGAGAACCAGCUGACCUGGGCCCAGCAGGCCAUCACUUCUGGCUUUAAUGCUCUGGAGCAGACUCUGCAGAGCACGGCGGGGAGGUUCUGUGUGGGGGACGAGGUGUCCAUGGCUGACCUGUGCUUAGCGCCUCAGGUGGCAAAUGCUGACAGGUGCCUUCAGGAGCCCAAAUAAUCCAAAGUGAUUGCCAGCACUGCUGAGGUUACCAGGUCCUCCCACCCCUCCCUCCUCCCAGCCUCGUUUCCAGGCGACAGAGAAGCCCAACAGACUUCUGGGAAGUGCGGGCACCAGCCAGAACCCACGUCUAGGACAAGGCUCUGGACGCAGAGACAAGCUGAGCCCACGCCCCCAGUCUGAACGAUUCCACGGGGAACUUGCUAUAACAAGCCGGGCGGGCUGGGGUUCCUCCUAGAAACUAGCUGGGGGCUGUCCUGCUCCAACUGCUAAUGUACCCACCUCCUUCCACUCAGUCCACCAGCGUGUGGUGAGCCCUCCCACCCCACAGGCUGGGGGUUGGGGGCCACCCUGCUCCAGCUGCUAAUGGACCCCCCUCCUUCCACUCAGUCCACCAGCGUGCAGUGAGCCUUCCCACCCCAUGGGCUGGGGGUUGGGGGCCACCCUGCUCCAGCUGCUAAUGGACCCCCCUCCUUCCACUCAGUCUGCCAGUGUGCGGUGAGCCCUCCCACCCCACGGGCUGGGGGCUGAUGGCCGUUCUGCUCCAGCUGCUAGUGGACCCCCCUCUUUCCACUCAAUCCGCCAGCAUGCGGUGAGCCUUCCCACCCCAUGGGCUGGGGGCUGUGGCUCUGUGAUUGGAUAAGGCAGCUGCAGCCCCUGCUCUUGCUGAGCUUAUGCCUCCCCACUGACUUCUGGACAUUGACCUGACCAGCUCUCAUUCCACCGCCUAAACAUCAUGCCUGUCUGCUUAUAUGUCUGAUCUGAGAUAAUGUCCAAAAGCUGAUGUAUUUCAACUCAUGUCUCCUCCUGGAUGGGUAGCACAAUAUUAACCUGUCUGCGACUUCCCUGGAGGUCCGGAGGUUAGGACUCUGUGCUGCCAAUUCAAGGGGAAGAGUUCAAUCCCUGGUCAGGAAACUGA